AGCACUUCAAAGCACAAAAGCCGAGUUCAAUAAACGUAACACGGGCUACAGAGUCACAAAAACAAAAAGAAAACGAAAACGAAUCAGCAACUUCAAGCCAAGCACAGCACGAACUCGACAGAGAAGUUGAAUUAGAAUUGGGAUCAAAUACCACUGUCCCUACAAAUAAAAGUCCAGCUUUACCUGCUGGUCUGGAUGUGCUAAACUCAUGUUUGAACGAAUUGAAGUUGGUUACACAACGCUACUCUAAGAAGCAAAUUAAGUGGAUUAAUAAUCGGUUUUUGGGCAGUGAGGAUCGUCAAGUACCAGAUUUGUAUGAGCUCGAUACGAGUGAUGUAAAGCUCUGGCAAGCGGAAGUGUAUGCGCGUGCUGUGGCGGUGAUCGAAAGCUAUCGAAGUGGGGUGGUGUGUGAGAUACAACCAAUGACGCGACGACAGCAUCCGGGUGCGGGACUCAAUGAGGAGAUCAGCAACUAUUGUAAAUCCUGCCAGCGACACUUCAUAGGCGAAUUCCAAUGGCAGCUGCAUUUAAAAUCCAAUAAGCAUAAGAAGCGAAGGGAGGCGAUCAGAAAGAAAGAAAAGGCGAAGGACUUGGGUACCAUCACUGGAGAUGUGAAGUCCUAA
This is a messenger RNA of Rhagoletis zephyria (snowberry fruit fly), 623 nucleotides long. RefSeq names its product tRNA dimethylallyltransferase, mitochondrial-like. The record is from RefSeq and is a predicted model, not a curated record. NCBI's taxonomy places the organism in Eukaryota, Metazoa, Arthropoda, Insecta, Diptera, Tephritidae.